This is a messenger RNA of Trichoplusia ni (cabbage looper), 914 nucleotides long. RefSeq lists its product as uncharacterized. The transcript has 6 exons. Lineage: Eukaryota; Metazoa; Arthropoda; Insecta; Lepidoptera; Noctuidae. The record is from RefSeq and is a predicted model, not a curated record. Bases 66 to 914 code for a protein of 282 amino acids.
GAUCAACGAAUUACUAGUCGUGUCACUGAGCUCUUCGACAGUACUGCCUUGCACCAAAUCUAAGAAUGAAGAGCGUUAUUAUUUUUUGCCUGUUUGCGUUGGCGGCUGUGGCGGUGGCCAGGCCUAAUGAGAGCCGGUACACUGACAGAUAUGACAACAUCAACUUGACUGAGAUUCUGAACAACCGUCGGCUGCUGCUACCCUACCUCAAGUGUAUCCUCGACGAAGGAAAGUGCACUCCCGACGGCAAAGAGCUCAAAUCUCACAUCAGGGAAGCGUUAGAAGAAGACUGCGCUAAAUGCACGACAGCCCAGCGCGAUGGAACUCGCCAGGUGAUGGGUCACCUCAUCAACUACGAACAGGACUACUGGAACCAGCUCAAGGCUAAAUAUGACCCACAAAACAAGUACUCUACUAAACAUGAAGCCGAACUCAGGAAGAUACAGAUCCAACAGUCAAAGCUCCAAGCUGUAGUAGAUCGCUCAGCACUUGAUCCGUGGUUAAACAACUCGCAAACAAUCAGAAUCAAAAUGAAGUCCGCUAUCGUAUUUGUCGUCCUGUCCGUCGCUGUCAUGGCGUUCGCCCGCCCUGAGGAGCACUACACCGACCGCUACGACAACCUGGACCUGGAUGAGAUCCUGAGCAACCGCCGUCUGCUGGUGCCUUACGUCAAGUGUGUGCUCGACCAGGGCAAGUGCGCCCCCGAUGCUAAGGAACUCAAAGACCACAUCAAGGAAGCUCUCGAGAACGAAUGCGCCAAGUGCACUGAGACCCAGAAGAACGGCACCAGGAAGGUGAUCGGCCACCUCAUCAACAACGAGGAUGCCUACUGGAAGGAGCUCACCGCCAAGUACGACCCCGAGAACAAAUUCACCGCUAAAUACGAGAAGGAACUCCGAGAAAUCAAGGCUUAA